AUGCUGGUCGACCAGGCCUCGCCAGCAAUGGUCGAUUUAGCUCGCCUACUAACAUGGAGGAGCAGGAGGAGCAUUGAGAAAAGCAAUCCGCGUGCAGCUUUUAAGGAUCUAGUGCGAAUAUUUAAAGAGCGGACUGGAGUCGAGCGCACAGCAGCAGCACUUAAGGCCCGAUGGGCAAAACUAAGCAUUGAGCAGCAGCCAGCAGGAUCAUCUCGUGUGGAAUGCAAGAGGAUUAUCUGUCGACGAUUCGAGGAGGAAACCGGACACUCUUUUAGUGCCGAUAAGCUAAGAAAGAGGUGGUACGCCAUUAGAAAUAGGAACAAUGCUGAGAUCUGUACAGCUAAGAUUUACCCUCCCCCUGAAAGUGUGAAUCGACUAGGUAGCCAAGAAGCGAAUCAAGGAGAGACCGAUUUCCAGCAACCCACACAGGGUGAGAAUUUAGAUAUUAGAACUAGGGAAAAUAAAGAUUCUGACGAUUCCACCGAAGGAGAACCAAGCCUCGAGGAAUACGAAGUUUUCAGAAGGUACGUGCAGGCGGCGAUGAGGGGGUUCUCCCGCAGUCCGAUUCUAGGAAGACUAAGAAAUGCUUCGGAGGAAGCUCUCCUUCUAGCUGGUAGAUGCGUCCGCAAGGCGUGGGAAGACAAGCCAACCGGCAUGUCUCCCAUAGGAUGGCUCAAUGCACUUGUCUAUGCAGUGCUAAUUUAUAAGAAAGGGGAUGCCAAGAACCCCAGCAAUCAUAGGCCUAUAACAUACACCCGUUCAACUGCGGACCUUUAUCAGUCGAGGUAUGCAAAAGUGGACGACCAGGUUCGAACUAAAGAAGAAAAACCCAACCAGACGAUGGACGAUAGAAAGAACGAACUGGAUAGGAGUAAAGAACGGCAUCUUUCAAGGACGAAGGAAGAUUUGGAGAAACAGUUGUCUCUAGUAAGAAAGAUAUCAGAAGGAAUUGGACUGAAGUUAAACACGACGAAAUGUACUCGGGUGCACUUUAUUCCUCGGAAACAAUCAACCAAUAUUGAUUCUAUGAGAGGUUUUACAGACUUACUACCAUUCGUUACUGAGACAAAUCUAUACAAAUAUCUAGGAGUCAAAGAAACACUACGACAAAACCGAACUACGUUCGACAAGGCUAUAGCAGACUUCAAAGAGCGUACUGUUUUGCUACUGAGAUCAGGAUUGACUUGGCGACAGAUACGACAAGCGUAUUUAUCACUUGCUGUGUCCAAGCUGAGUUACCUGUUCUUGGUGGCAUCACAGGCGCUUCCUAAAUUUAACGAAUUAACCGCGAUGGCUAAGAACAUCGACAACGAGGUGCCGGAUUUACUGCGGGCUGAGAAGGUAAGAUUCAAAGCUCAGUCGGUAAGCUGUUUGUACCUCUCCAGCGCUCGCGGGGGUUGUGGGUGGCCCUCAGUCGAGCUUGAGCUCAAGAAACAGGUUAUUCUUGCGUGGUCGUAUGUAGUUGAACACUCAAACAUGUCUAAUGUAUUCAGAUUUUUCCAGGCUAUUUCUAGAGGUAACAAACGUAGUAUUUACAAAGACGGAUGGACAAUACUGAAGGAAACUGGUAUCGAUAUCACUGUUAGCGACAACGAAGCCACUCUUGACAACUGCUACGAGGAAAAACUCUUUGGGAAUUGGUCCGAAUCCCCCUUGGCUGGUCGGGUCUGUAGACUGGACAAAAUCGAUCACCAGGCUUCUUGGUGGUGGCUGGAGAAAGGUCUAUUAGCACCUGACAAUCUGAGGAACGCCUUGGCCGUACAAGAGGGGUGUAUCCGAGUACGUGCUGCACCAAUGAUGCGAGGAGAGCAGUGUGACAAGAGCUGUAGAGUCUGUGGACAUGAACUCGAGACCGUCGAGCACGUGAUUAGCCACUGUUCUCAUUGGCUGACCUCAUUAUACAUCUCGAGACAUGAUAAUGUCGCGAGAAAGCUCGACAUUGUUUUAUAUGAUGGGGAACAGAAGGUCGUAAUAGUGGUAGAAGUGUCGGUACCUUUCGUUACAGGUGUACGACAUCAAAUCGAAUUGAAAACGAAUUGCUACACAGUGAACACUCUACCACAAGAGGACGACAACGAUCUACCGUAUAGAUCUGGACCGAACCUCUGCAGUGAUGUUCAUGACACUACAGAGUGGGAAGUCCGGUUUAUACCGGUAGUUAUCGGCGCUUCAGGUGAGAUACCAGUUGGAUUAUAUAAUAAGUUACAGAAAACAUUCGAUAUUGGACCAAACAAAGCUAGGGAUAUGGUGGAGCGAUUGAGUCGUGAAGCGGCUCUCGAGACGUCGAGGAUUAUCAAAAACCACUUAAGUCGCUAA
Enterobius vermicularis (human pinworm) is the source of this 2316-nucleotide messenger RNA. Lineage: Eukaryota; Metazoa; Nematoda; Chromadorea; Rhabditida; Oxyuridae. The record is from the annotation of a GenBank genome assembly.